AUGACUCUGUACUGGAGACAUCUGCCAAGGGCCUGGUGCUUGAACACCUGCUCUCCCAGGAUCACCAAGACCUGCCCUGCCUUGAACCUUGGUGCUUCCUGGACAUCCAUAGCCAAGCUAGAUCUUCACACAAAGCCUGCAAUGCCUCCAUGUGACUUCUCACCUGAAAGAUACCAGUCCCUUCCCUACAACCGUGUUCUGGAGAUCCACAAGCAACACCUCUCUCCUGUGGGGACGGCGUAUUUCCAGAAGCCCUUGCUGCUCCAUCAAGGGCACAUGGAGUGGCUAUUUGAUGUUGAGGGAAACAGAUACCUUGACUUCUUUUCUGGAAUUGUCACUGUCAGUGUUGGUCACUGCCAUCCGAAGGUAACGGCAGUGGCACAAGCCCAGCUGAGCCGCCUGUGGCACACAAGUAUUGUCUUCUUCCACACCCCAAUGCAUGAGUAUGCAGAGAAGCUUUCAGCACGUCUUCCUGAGCCUCUGAAGGUCAUCUUCUUGGUGAACAGUGGUUCUGAAGCCAACGAGCUGGCCAUGUUGAUGGCCAGAGCACACACGCAAAACACAGAUAUCAUUACUUUCAGAGGCGCCUACCACGGAUGCAGUCCUUACACACUUGGCUUGACAAAUGUAGGCAAAUUCAAGACAAAACUGUCCGGCACACUGGGCUGCCAAUCAACAAUGUGCCCAGAUGUUUUCCAAGGCCCUUGGGGAGGAAGCCACUGUCGAGAUUCUCCAGUGCAGACAAUUAGGAAAUGCAGCUGUGCACCAGGUCCAAAUGGGUAUGGGGUAAGAGGGAGAACCGAAUGCCAUUCUCAUAUCCUCAAAUGCUGUGAGAUAUGUUUAUGUGUUUGUUUCUUUUCAGACUGCUGUGAAGCUAAAGACCAGUAUAUUGAACAGUUCAAAGAUACCCUGAACACUUCUGUAGCCAAGUCCAUUGCUGGAUUUUUUGCUGAACCAAUUCAAGGUGUCAAUGGAGUUGUCCAGUAUCCAAAGGGGUUUCUAAAGGAAGCCUUCCAGCUGGUGCGAGAGAAGGGAGGAGUGUGCAUUGCAGAUGAAGUGCAGACAGGAUUUGGAAGACUAGGCUCUCACUUCUGGGGUUUCCAAGCCCAGGAUGUGCUGCCUGACAUCGUCACCAUGGCUAAAGGGAUUGGGAACGGCUUUCCCAUGGCAGCAGUUGUGACGACUCCAGAGAUUGCCAGGUCUUUGGCUGACAGCCUAUUUUACUUCAACACCUUUGGAGGGAGCCCUCUGGCCUGCGCUAUUGGAUCUGCCGUGCUUGAGGUGAUUCAGGAAGAAAAACUGCAGGAAAACAGUAAUGAAGUUGGCACCUAUACCUUACAGAAGUUUGCUCAGCUGCGAGAUGAGUUUGACAUCGUGGGUGAUAUUCGAGGCAAAGGUCUCAUGAUCGGGAUGGAAAUGGUGCGGGACAAGAUGAGCCGCCAGCCUCUUCCCAUUGAAGAAAUAAACCAAAUCCAUGAAGACUGCAAAAACCUGGGGCUCCUCGUUGGCAGAGGCGGCCUUUUUUCACAGACCUUCCGCAUUGCGCCCCCCAUGUGCAUCACUAAAGCAGAAGCUGACUUUGCGGUGGAAGUGUUCCGUUGUGCCUUAAACCAGCACAUGGAGAGAAGAGUGAAGUCGCAUUGUUAGAAGUCAGAAAACCUCAAGCCUUGAGAACGUCGCACUUACAGUCAAGGGUGAAUGUGAGGAAUUUAAGAUCUAUGAAUAUUUGUACAAAACCUGCAGUGUGAAAGGCAAGGUGGUCUGCUCCCAGCCCUUCUGGUCAGAGGGAGAAGCCUUGGGUCAGAGCCAAAAUCCCAGCCCAUCUGGGUUGGUUGGUGCCCCACUGCACAAACAUGUGACUCAUUUCUGGUUGACAAAUCCAGAAAAGCUUUCUUCACACUUGAGUCCUCAGCUUAGGACGAGGUGUCCUGUUUGUGCACUGAAAACACUGCACAUCACGUAAGGAUCAUGGGAGCUACAUCAGCUGGCGUGGGACCACAAAGAUAAAUCCCAUUUGCUAAGAUUGGAAAGUAGACAGAAGCUAAAUGUUAAGUGGCAGAGCCGCCUUACCUGAGCACCUCCAAUUCCGUGAGAUAGUAAGCUCACUGUAUUGUAUAAGCCUUCUUGAUAUGCAUUUGCUGUUACCUAAUUGCUCAGAGAAAUAGCUGCCCCUCCCUUGUUUUCCUUAAAACAUGUGUCAAAGCCGUUUUUCUCCACUUUCACUGCCAUCAUCCCACCCUGAUCGAAACAUCAUCGUUGUUAUAAGAAUCCCUGAGACUAGAAUUUUCCAGGCUUUCAUCAUUAGAGUGAACAUUCAUAUUGUUUCCACGUAUCCAUCCAUGUGGCACUUGUCUUAAAAUGAUCAAUUUUUUUCAUUUAAUCUCAUCUUUCAUUAAGGUAUAUUUAAUAUUAAACUUUUUAUGAGAAAUCAUUUCUACUUUCCAGAGGGAAAAAGACACCAUCAAAAGAGCAUGAACACAAAGCAAUAUAAUGCUGCCCUAGCAAGACGUGGGUGUUUGCAAAUAUUGUCAGCCUUAAGCCUGAUUGUUCUUUGUGCAAAGAGAUUUCACGGUAUUUGAAGGAUAUUAGAAUAUACUGGAAAGCUGAGACCCUCUCCUACACACAGAGCAACAUCUGGAGACGCGUCCUGGUUUAUAGCCGAGUCAUCACUGUCCACUCUCCACUCCCCAAAUGUGUUUUAUCACUACACCCUACUUCAUGGCCAGAUUUAUCUCCAUUGGCCUGUGAUUUAAAAUGCAGCAUUCCCUAGCACAGCACCUUCCAGUCAUUCCUCCUCACCUAGCUAAAGUCAAAACUCCUUAGCACCUGUUCUGGUACAAUGGGAAUAUAGUUGGGUUAAAAAUCAAAUUACCUGGAACUCGGAACCUCUAUUUCUUUGUAAUAAAUAGCCUUGGACAAG
Messenger RNA from Ochotona curzoniae (black-lipped pika), 2920 nucleotides. RefSeq names its product alanine--glyoxylate aminotransferase 2 (gene AGXT2). The record is from RefSeq and is a predicted model, not a curated record. Lineage: Eukaryota; Metazoa; Chordata; Mammalia; Lagomorpha; Ochotonidae. The coding region runs from base 1 to 1647 and encodes 548 amino acids. Gene Ontology annotation, molecular function: L-alanine:glyoxylate transaminase activity; pyridoxal phosphate binding. Gene Ontology annotation, cellular component: mitochondrion. The transcript has 15 exons. Gene Ontology annotation, biological process: glyoxylate catabolic process.